AUGUACUACCGAACGCAGCAGAAACCAGCGUCGGUGUUGGGUGCAAAUGGUUUCACGGCGGAAGUGGGAGGGCGUGACCGCGUUCGGUAUUUUAGGCCACCUGUGGAGGUCGCUGGUGUACCAAUGCGAUACUCGGGUAUAGAUACCGUUCGCUUUAGUGCAACUGCACCAACUACCCCGAAUCUGCCUCGUACAUUUGCGGAAACUCGAUUUGACCGCCCCACCUCGAUGGCAGCGGGAUUAGUUGGCCCACCUCAUCACCUGCCGUCGCUUCCGCGUCGUGCCGGAGCGGCUCCACCACAUCCUGUGAAGGCUAAAUCGGUAAAGCUUCCACCACAACGUACAAAACGUGUAGAAAAACUGGCUAGCACCAUUGGAACCGAUGGGAAGUGUGACGCCGCCAUGCAAACGGUCUUCCGGGAGAAUGAAGCCCAGACGUUACCAUAUACCCCUAAUUAUUACAUUCCCGAAGGAGGUGACCCCAAUCCUCAGGUGCUUGGACUCAUGGAGUUACACUGGAAUGAAGGCCUACCUGCGGGGAAGGAGGAGGUAGAGCUCAUCCAGCGGCUCCGUCGCAGGCGUGCAGUGGAAGCGUCUUUGUUGGACGAAACGAGUAAAGAAGCAAAGAUGGAGAACUUCUGUAAGUUGUAUGACUUGGAGGUCAAGGAGAGGGAAGAGCGAGAACAACAUUUUGAAAAUUUGAGGAAACGGCGUCUUGAUCAAAUUCACGAAGCACUUCAGGAGAGGGAAAGAGCGCGGGAUGAGUUAAACCGUCAACGGUUGGAGAAAGUGAAAGAACAGCGCUUGGCCAAUUUACAGCGGGUCAUUGAGCAAAUGGAGUCAAAACGCGUUGGGAUGGGACGUAAAGCGCUUGCUGAGCAGGCUUCAAAGGCGCCUGCUGCCGCUGGCCGCGGCUUGUACGCGGUGGAUCCCAUUGAAACGUUCAAGCGGAAACCCGAUCUGAUCCAAACCUAUGCUAGAAGAGGUACCGGUGCCGUGGAACCGCAAUUAUGCACCAACAACGGCGGUGGUUCCGCUUCUGCGUCACCUCGGAGAGACCGGUCUCGGAAGCCACUGAGAAAUUACAGGCAGUAUGAUAUUCAGCCCGCAAUGCUGAAGUAUGAGGGCGGUAUCGCAGAAUUAGAGGCAAAUAAGAUACCUAAGAUUCAGCAAAUUGCCCCUAAUGCUUUUGCUGCACCAGAGAACCACGCUAUAAACUCACUGCCGUCGUUGUACCAGCGCCGGGAGGCCACACGUGUGGUGGAGGCUCUGGAAUAUGUUCAUGCGAAAAUUCACAAAAGUGAUACUCCUGCGGAGACUAUUCGUGUGCUUGAGCUGUACCGUGCCACUCCACGACCACAGCGGCCUGAUACCCCAACGUUGGAAUUGGAGGGUGACGUCAAUGAGGCUGUGGAGGAAAGCUGCACACUUCUUCAACGCCUUCUUCGGGGUCGUGCCGUGCAGAACGACUUCUUCGAUGGAAAGGAGCGCUGCCGUGGUCUUAUUGAGGAGCUUCAAGCCGCGUCGAAUGCCAAAUACGCCGAACGCAGUGCUGAAGAGAAGCAGGCGGAAGCGGAAGAAAAGAUGCGUGAGGCUAUAGCUGACAGUAUAGGAAAUGAGGCUCAGGGUGACAUCAUAUGCGACACACUUGACUACCUGUUCCAUGAGAUGACACGGCAGCAAGAUCUUCUUGCAUUGGAGGCGUUGCGGCACGAAGCAGAAGCUGUCCGUGCCGAGCGUGAGGCCAGAGAGGCUGAGUUGCGUGCACAGGAGCGUAUUCUACACGACAAAGAGGCUGUGCAGUACGCCGCUUAUGUUCGUGCCAUCGAAGAUAUUGUUGAGUGUUACUCUCAUGACCUCUAUGCCACAGUGGCUGAGGAGUGUGCGAUGGAAGAAGCCAUUGAAGCAGAGUGUCAGCGCUUAGAGCAACUGCCCCCACCAACAAGCAACAUAUUGAGCGAUCCAGAAGUGGCAGAGAACCUCGUGUGCGAUGUUCUAGACAACUUUGUGUUGCCUGCUGUCAUCGAUAUGGUGCGAAUGAAGCCAGAAGAACUAGACCGAAAGGCCCCGGCGGCAGCGGCCGCUGGCUUUAGGCAACGGUCUCCAAAUGAAAAAGAGACGAAAGAGUGA
Molecule: messenger RNA, 2130 nt
Organism: Trypanosoma brucei brucei TREU927
Lineage: Eukaryota; Euglenozoa; Kinetoplastea; Trypanosomatida; Trypanosomatidae
Exons: 1
Coding region: 1-2130 (709 amino acids)
Source: RefSeq, a predicted model, not a curated record